AUGAAAAACAAUUCUGUGAAAUUUAAACAUAAUGUACCUAAAUCAUCGACUACAUCUGUAAUAUCAGAAUUUUCAUGUGAAGAAUCACCAAUGCCUAAUGCAUUUCAAUAUUAAAGCUUUACUCAUGCCUAAACAAUCUCAGCUAAAUUAAAUAAAACAUCUAUCUACAAUUAGCAGAAUAUUAUCUUUAAUACUCCAAGAUGUCUUGCAGUUCCUUAUAAAGAAAUUGUAUUUAUAUUUAAUUAUUAAUUCUAGGAAAGAGAUGAAGUAUUAUCAAAAACUCCUGUGAAUAGAGGAUAUUAGGGUUGUAGUAGAAUUGGAACAAAUAAUUUGGAACCUGUAACAUUUUCUGAUGCUCUAAUUAAAUAAUCUAAGUAUACAGAGGAGAGUUUAAGAAAAAUAUCUAAAUUGGAGAAGUUUUUAGAGAAAUAAAAAAAAAGUCAAUAAAAACCAUUUCAUAUAUUAUCAAGUGAAGAAACACCAAAAAAAUUAUAAAGUCAUAAUUAUAUUGAGGGUUUGGUUUAAAGAAAAGAAAAUUAACCUAAAUAGAAGUAAUUGGAUCCAAAAAUAAAUAAGAAAUUUCAUUAAUUGAUGGAUGAUCUAAGAAUUAUAAGAAAAGUAAAUAUAAAAUUAAUUAAAUAGAAUAUUUAAUAUUUUUCUGCUUUUGAUGGUUCUUAUUCUUAAUGUAGACAAGAUUUAAAUAAUUUUGUAGCAUUGAAAUAAUAAAAUGGUAUAUUAAUAAAUAAUGGGAAUCAUCUUUCAAGAAUAGAACUUAUAAAUGAUACAUUUAGAACUGAGAGAAUUUGUGAUUUACCUGAACAUGAUGCAAAAUUUCUUUCAUUUUGUAUUUGUGAUAAGAAUUUUUCAGAUGAAAUGAUUAUCACAGGUACAGAUAAGGGUAAUGUGAUGGGAUGGAACUAUUUUAAAAAUCAAGUCUAUCAUUAUUAUGGGUUAAAUAAUUAAUAUAAUUGUAAUUUAUAAUAGCAUUCUUAACCAAUAUUUAUUACUUAAUCUAAAUAAAAUAUCUUUAUUGGUACUAAAAACAAUGUAAUUUUUAUUAUUUAAUUUAGGAAUUAUUAAUUCUAGAUGAAAGAAUGAAUGAAACAAAAUGUUUAUCACUUACUUUAUAAAAUAACAAAAAACAAUUUCUAAGAGCUAACUCUAUUUAAUCUCCAAUGUUACCUAGAUUUGGAAAUUCAAUAAUAGAAAGUCCUUUGACAAAACCCUUAGAUCCAAAUUUAUUCAAUGAAACCAAUUUUUAAUUAGAUGAAGAAUAUGAUUAAAUAAAAGGGGAUAUGGAAGAAGAAUUUCCUACUUUUAAAUAAUUAGAUGAAUUAUGUUUGGAAGAUAUUUAAAUGAUUAAAUAUAUUGAUGUGAAUGAUUAUAAUGUUUUAGUUACUAUGACUAAUGGUUUUAUACAUUUAGAUAUUAGAAAUCCAAAAGUAGAAUAAUUUAGCUAUCAAUAAAUAAGUCAUAAUUCAUUAAAAGCAUUAUUCAGUCCUAGUAAUACUAAUAACAUCAUAUAUUCAAGUUUAAAUACUAAUGAAUGUUUAUUAUGGAAUUUAUAAAAGAAUGAAGUACUAUUUCAUAAGAAAUUGUAAAGCAACCCUUUAGAUAUGAUAAUUUCAUAAGAGACUAAGGAAAUCUUAUUCUUACAUUAAGAUAAAAAUGAUUCUAUUGUAAAGAUUUAUAAUAAUUCAUAAUCAAAAAUGAGAUAUAGUGAUGAAUUAUAUGCUCCAAAUUUUAAUAUGUAAAAUAUUCUUUUAGAUCAAUAAAAUUAAAGUCUUUAUGGAAUUGGACCAUAUUCAUUAAGAACUUGGAAUUAUUAUUAAUAAAAAGAAAUAGAUUUAAUUUAAGAAGAAAUGAGACAUUAAUUGGAAUGUUUAUAUUGA
Paramecium primaurelia is the source of this 1892-nucleotide messenger RNA. The record is from the annotation of a GenBank genome assembly. NCBI's taxonomy places the organism in Eukaryota, Ciliophora, Oligohymenophorea, Peniculida, Parameciidae.